Molecule: messenger RNA, 7165 nt
Organism: Sus scrofa (pig)
Lineage: Eukaryota; Metazoa; Chordata; Mammalia; Artiodactyla; Suidae
Gene: SLITRK4
Product: SLIT and NTRK like family member 4
Biological process (GO): positive regulation of synapse assembly; axonogenesis
Cellular component (GO): glutamatergic synapse
Molecular function (GO): protein binding
Source: RefSeq, a predicted model, not a curated record
AACUGCUUUCAACAUUAGCCCUUCCUCAGGGUACCCCUACCCUCCAGUGGAAGCAUUAACACGUGGGGCCUGGCCAAUCCACACGCUGAAUUUGCAACCUCCCGUUGUCUGAGAUUCGACUGCCCAAGCCCUUUGGGUGUAGAUAUGACAAUGAGGGGGCUACUCAAGUGACUUUUCUUAGUCCAUUUCGUCUCCUUUUCUGUCUCCCCAAGUUAUCGCAUAGGUCUCUUUCCUUCUCUUCCCAGACCCUUCCGCACAACCCCAAAGCUCCAAACCUCGUUCCUUCUCUAAAGUCUUCCAUUCACCACCACCCUCCGCAACCUAAGUCCCCUCCCGGUCACCACCAAAGCCCGGAGAAGUGGAACGCACACAAUGCCUCCCUUAUAGGGCUUGAGCUGGGAACUGGGCAUGCUCAGUAGCCAAAGCAGUUUUUUUUUCUUCUUUUGGUCGCAAGUGCGGCAUCUCCCUCAGUCCCACACCUCUCUUCCCUCUAUCCCUGUCCCCUCUCCCCAUCCCCCAGCCCCCUAAUCAACCCCGCUUAACCCGUUCCACACCGAAGGCUCGAAGAGUUCUGAGGUGAGGGCAAUUAACCCGUCCCCUAAUCCCACGAAACAGUCUCACUUUGGGCUAAAGCUUCACACUUUUGCCUUAAAGCCCCCAGCCCCUUCCGCGCAGACAGGUAGGAGGAGUGCGAAUACUACUGGCUCCCAGGAAACUGGUCCCAAGGAGCCUCCUGCAGGAUCGCCCGCUACCGAAGAAGUAUUCUCGGAACCCUCUGUUCUGCGGGGUGACAAUUAGCCAAAGAUUAUUUCUCUUUAUUCAGAAGCAUAACAUUGUUUGCUGAUUGCAAGAAGAUGUUUCUUUGGCUCUUUCUGAUUUUGUCAGCCCUGAUUUCUUCAACAAAUGCAGAUUCUGACAUAUCGGUGGAGAUUUGCAAUGUGUGUUCCUGCGUGUCCGUUGAGAAUGUGCUCUAUGUCAACUGUGAGAAGGUUUCCGUCUACAGGCCAAAUCAGCUGAAACCCCCUUGGUCUAAUUUUUAUCACCUCAAUUUCCAAAAUAAUUUUUUAAACAUCCUCUACCCAAAUACAUUCUUGAAUUUUUCACACGCAGUCUCCCUGCAGCUGGGAAAUAAUAAACUGCAGAACAUUGAGGGAGGAGCCUUCCUUGGGCUCAGUGCAUUAAAGCAGUUGCACUUGAACAACAAUGAAUUAAAGAUUCUCCGUGCUGACACUUUCCUUGGCAUUGAGAACUUGGAGUAUCUCCAGGCUGACUACAAUUUAAUCAAGUAUAUUGAACGAGGAGCCUUCAAUAAGCUCCACAAACUGAAAGUUCUCAUUCUUAAUGACAAUCUGAUUUCAUUCCUUCCUGAUAAUAUUUUCCGAUUCGCCUCUUUGACCCAUCUGGAUAUACGAGGGAACAGGAUCCAGAAGCUGCCCUAUAUCGGGGUCCUGGAACACAUAGGCCGUGUGGUCGAACUACAACUGGAAGAUAACCCUUGGAACUGUAGCUGUGAUCUGCUGCCUUUAAAAGCUUGGCUGGAGAAUAUGCCCUAUAACAUUUACAUAGGAGAGGCCAUCUGUGAAACUCCCAGCGACUUAUAUGGAAGGCUUUUGAAGGAAACCAACAAGCAGGAACUAUGCCCCAUGGGCACAGGCAGUGAUUUUGACGUGCGGAUCCUGCCUCCGUCUCAGCUGGAAAACAGCUACACCACUCCCAAUGGUCAUACUACCCAGACGUCCUUGCACAGAUUAGUGACCAAACCACCAAAAACGACAAACCCUUCCAAGAUCUCUGGCAUUGUGGCAGGCAAAGGCCUCUCCACGCGCAAUCUCAGCCAGAUUGUGUCUUACCAAACCAGGGUGCCUCCCCUGACACCUUGCCCGGCCCCUUGCUUCUGCAAAACCCAUCCUUCGGACCUGGGGCUGAGUGUCAACUGCCAAGAGAAAAACAUCCAGUCCAUGUCUGAACUGAUACCGAAACCUUUCAAUGCCAAGAAGCUGCAUGUCAAUGGCAACAGCAUCAAGGAUGUGGACAUCUCCGACUUUGCUGAGUUUGAGGGACUGGAUCUGCUUCAUUUAGGCAGCAAUCAGAUUGCAGCCAUCAAGGGAGACGUGUUCCACAACCUCACAAAUUUACGCAGGCUCUAUCUCAAUGGCAACCAGAUUGAAAGACUCUACCCAGAGAUUUUUUCAGGCCUCCAUAACCUACAGUAUCUGUACUUGGAAUACAACUUGAUUAAGGAAAUCUUAGCAGGCACCUUUGACUCCAUGCCAAAUUUGCAGCUCCUGUACUUAAACAAUAAUCUCUUAAAGAGCCUGCCAGUUUACAUCUUCUCUGGAGCCCCCCUGGCGAGACUGAACCUGAGGAACAACAAAUUCAUGUACCUCCCGGUCAGCGGGGUCCUGGAUCAGCUGCAGUCCCUUACACAGAUUGACUUGGAGGGCAACCCCUGGGACUGCACUUGUGACUUGGUGGCGUUAAAGCUCUGGCUGGAGAAGCUGAACGACGGGAUCGUCGUGAAAGAACUGAGGUGCGAGACCCCAGUGCAGUUUGCCAACAUCGAGCUGAAGUCCCUCAAAAAUGAAAUCUUAUGUCCCAAACUCCUAAACAAGCCAUCAGCGCCCUUCACGAGCCCCAUCCCUGCCGUGACAUUCACCACCCCGCUGGGGCCCAUCCGAAGUCCUCCCGGUGGUCCAGUGCCUCUGUCCAUUUUAAUCCUCAGCAUCUUAGUGGUCCUCAUCCUAACUGUGUUUGUUGCUUUCUGCCUCCUCGUUUUUGUGCUGAGACGAAACAAGAAACCUACCGUCAAGCACGAAGGCCUGGCGAACCCUGAGUGUGGCUCCAUGCAACUGCAGCUGAGGAAGCAUGAGCACAAAAGCAACAAAAAAGACGGACUGGCCACGGAAGCCUUCAUCCCACAAACCAUAGAACAGAUGAGCAAGAGCCACACCUGUGGCUUGAAAGAAUCCGAAACUGGGUUCAUGUUUGCAGAUCCUCCGGGACAGAAAGUCAUGAUGAGAAACGUUGCCGACAAGGAGAAAGAUUUGUUGCAUGUGGACACCAGGAAGAGACUGAGUACAAUCGAUGAGCUGGACGAGCUAUUCCCCAGCAGGGAUUCCAAUGUGUUUAUUCAGAAUUUUCUGGAAAGUAAAAAGGAGUACAAUAGCAUAGGCGUCAGCGGCUUCGAGAUCCGCUACCCAGAGAAACAACAAGACAAAAAAACCAAGAAGUCAUUGAUAGGGGGCAACCACAGUAAAAUUGUUGUGGAACAAAGGAAGAGCAGUGAGUAUUUUGAACUAAAGGCAAAACUCCAGAGUUCCCCCGACUACCUACAGGUCCUUGAGGAGCAGACAGCUUUGAACAAGAUCUAGGUCAUGCAAUCUUACUUCAUACAGAGGACAUUUAUUUAAUGAUGAAAGUGCCUUUUGUUGACUCCUAACUUCCAAAUACUAUAUUAUCAACAGGCAUAGAGGCAGGUGUUUCCAAGGCUGUCUCAUUAACUGUAGCUGCAAAGAUAUGUCCGGUAGAAGAGACUUUCCUUAAUAGAUUUUACUACAUAAAACCUAUACUGUGGAGUCCUGUGGGGAUACUGCAAACUCUAUUGCCAAAGGGAUGCUUUAUAUACAUAAUACACUGAAUUUAACCUCAAGAGGCAAAUCUGUUUUGUACCCCAGUGCAAAACCUUCGUCUCUUUGUGCUUUGUGAAAGCAAACUCAAGAAAACUGGUACUGGUGUUUGUACCACAGCUGGGUCCUUCAUCUUGCACGUAGAUUCAGUUGGUAGAACUGGAGUAAUCCUUUUGAUUUGUGGCAUUGUAACAACUCUGUGUAAAGAUUCUCUGAAAAGUAAAAAAAAAACAAAAAAAACAAAAAAACAAAACAAACAAAAAAAAAAGCAUGCAAAGAGAGAACAUUCGAUAGUAUUUGUAAAUCGGUAAACUUUAUGGCCUGCAUCUUGAAAACGCUGGAUUUAUAAUGUUAAAUUGUGCAGAUAUUUGUUGAAAAUAUACCAUGCAUUACAUAACUAUAAAAUAAAUUUGAACACUUUAAGCAUUAUCUGUCUAUAUGUAAAACCUAAAAGAGAAAAAAAAAUCAACGUGAGUUACAUAGCGUUUGUGGUGAUCUGAAGAAAUACGUGAUGUUUAUCAGAAUUAAACAUGGCUCAAAUUAAACUAACAUUAGAGUUUGUUCUCAGUUAUGUGAAAUACCCACAAUCCUUAAAGGUUGUCCAAAAUUAGCAAAGUGCUUACCGUGUGAGCGCACCCAAAGCUAUUUUUGUAACAUAAUUCAUAUUUAUGAAGUACUUUGUAUACUAAAUAGGAAAAUAUGUACUCCUUAAUAUGUAUUUAAUAUGCCUGACUUGUUUUCCUGAUCACAGGGAAUUUAUCAAUAAGUAUAAAUUUAGGCAGAAAAACAUAUACCAAACUGAAACUGAAGCUUAUGUGUACAGAAAUAUUCUGGACAUUGUGAUCAGGUAUCAUUUAAAAACAAAACAAAAAACCACAAAAAAACAAAAGUUACAAAAAAAAAAAAAACAGUUCUGUGCUAUUCUUGAGAACUUAGCAUAUUAUCUUCAGAUUUGUUACCAACUGUGCAUUUUAAAAUAGGUUCCUUAGUUUUAUAGUACCGUGUCUGGGGCAGUUGUUAUUUGCCAUCAUUGUCUUGCUUUUCAGGAUUCUAUGAGCUUAAUUCAAAUAGUUUUCACUGCAGAUAUUUAAAAAAUUAAUGAGUAAGGUUAAUAGUUAUCUCUCGUAUGCAUCACUAUCCUGUUCUUUCAUCAUUCUGACUACUAUCAGAUAACCGAGUAGAACAGUAUAAACAUCAUGGUCAUCGCGGCUCUCAAAGCCACACUGUAAAAUGCUUUCCUUGGUCUCAGAUGAGUUCACAGUCUGCAAGUACAAACAAUAUGCCAGUGUGUUUGCUUGUGCUGUUAACUUCUAAGUCAAAAUUGGUCAAAGGAAGGAAGCCCUAGAUAGUGGGAGAUACUUUCAUAUUUUUAGGUUCUCCCAACUAGUCAAGGGACAUCUCGAAACACAUUGCCUUCUUGGGCCGCCUGAAUAUGUCUAUUUUUUCUGCUCCAUCUCUUAUAAUUACUGAUCAGUAAUAUGACCAAGAAGGUAAGCAUUGGCAUUCUUCAUGAAUUUCAAAGGGCAGGUGUUUCGAUGCAGCUUCCAAAUUGGGAGUUUGGUGAAAGUUGUAAUAGCAGUCCCUUUAUUAAUGACUAAUUCCAGGGCUUUCUGUGUUUGUUGCAAGUAAAAAACAAACAAACAAACAACUUGGCAUUCUUGGAGGGGUGUGUGUGUGUGUGUGUGUGUGUGUGUGUGUGUGUGUGUAUACAUGUGUAUUUGAGUGUACAUGCAUACAUAUAGAUAAUUUGGAGAUUUUUUUUUAAUAGCAAAAAAGUUGUCUCCAUAUGUAUGUGCUGGUGCUCUUAAAACUUUAAUGUGUAAUUUUAAUUUUCCUGACAAUGUCUGUGAAAACUUUAUAUGACUAUUAAAAAAUAUAUAAACAACUACUUGCUUUCGGAUCUUGAAAGAAAAAUGUGAAGACGUGUGCCCAACAGCCUGUUUUCAUCUACAAUUUCACAAAGAACUUUUAAUAUGCCAUUACCAUGCUUUCGUGCAUCCGUGGAUUAAAGGGCUCCUAAUGCAUACUGACAGGAUAAAGACGUGAAGGCUUCAAAGAAAGUGUUUUAGUUUAUCCUGUCAAUAAAGUAUGGAUUGAGGAAUCUUAAUUAGACACUUAUGGGAGGAACCAGAAAGCUCCACCCAUGACUUGGGGAUAAUAGGCCAUUGGGGUGAUGACUUUUAUUCGGUGUGGUUAUGCUUUGGAAAUGUUUCAAGGUUUCUGUAGUUGUCAAUGGCAAGAGUGCCUGCCUCCAUCUCAAAGCUUGCUGUAGCAUAUUGGCUAUCUCAUACUCUUCUGCUGAAAGGUAUAAAUGUUCAACUUUUCAAAAAAAAAGUCAUUUAAAUGUACAUGGUUAUUUGGAGGUUCUACUUGUAAGUGAACCACAGUAACAAAUCCUUGAUUAAGGCUGGUAUAUUUUCCUUAACUGAAGUCGUUGUGCCUACAUUAUACACUGGAUACUAUUUUACACCUGUCUCUCAUUAGUUCUACUUGUGCAUUUUACCAUUGUGUAGUUAGGCAUAAGCUUUGAGUUGAGUACAAGAACAGUUAAAAUAUUGUUAUCUCCAUUUUGUUGAUUUCAAAGAUAACCUUGAUGUUAGUUUAACCCCUUGAGGAAUGAUGCAUAUGUCAGUGGAGCAUUUUUGGUAGAAUUUGAUUCAACUAUAGAAAAUCCCAGAAGUGCUCAUUUCUAAUGUGGUCUGACACAUCAUGGGCUUCUUGGCAUCGUACCCUAUGCUUGGACUCUGUUAGAAUGGUUACAAAGGAAAGGAGAGCAUAUGAAAUCAGUGAAGGGGUUGAGAUAAUAUAUUAUGUCUGUGUAAUAUAAAUCGAGUUUUAAAUUAUUUUUUUAUGAAAUCAAUAAAGAUGAUUCAAUUCUUUAAAAGUAAAUCUUUGUGUAAUUUUAUGAGAAAGCAGCUAUUAAAAUACAGUGAUUCAAGUCUAUAAGGCAAUUUAUAUGCUAUAUUUAGUUUUCCAUUCUGAAUAAUAAAGGGAAUAAAUAUAUUAAUUAGAAAAUCAUUUUAAGACCAGCUUUCUUUCGUUGCUUUUUAAAAACAUUGAAUUUCUUUAAGCCAUAAGGAUGCAUAAAUGAUACAGGGCAUGGCCUCAUGAGUAACAUCAACAGAUAUUGCAGAAAUAACAGAACACAUCUAGAAAUGUAUGGCAGUAAUGUUAAUCUAUAGUAUCUUUUGCAUGAUUUGUACAUUGACAUUGUAUGAAAUGAGCACAGUGAGUUAUUUUUUUUGUUAUUGUUCUCGCAUCCAAAGAGCUGGGGAGAAAAAUAUAUUAAGAAUGUAUUUAUAAUCACUAUUUUGAAAUAAAGUAAAGAAAACACAUUGUAUUGUUUUUACCCUGAUUUAAUUAUUAGUAUUUAGGUUAGUUUAUGAGACAAGAAAAUCAAGUAAUGCUAUAAAGGCUAAUGUAAAUCACAGAAAGGAACUGUUUUAACGACUUUGUUUGCUUUUAAUAACAUCAAGGUAUUAGAGAGACUUUAUUAAAUGCCAUUUUUAUGAAAGUGUUAAUAAAAUUGUUUGCUACAA